AUGCCGAUGGUCACUCCGAAGCGGCCGGAGGACUACCUGCCCCCGGGCAUCAACCUAGAGCCCUGGGCCGCAGACAAGAUCGACGUCGCUCCGACCUAUCCCUACAGCCACGGGUUCAAGCACAUGUGGGAUCGCGGCAUCCAGCCUCGUUUUCCCUUUGGUUGGGGCCUCAGCUACACCAGCUUCCAGCACUCCGGCCUCUCUGCGGAGCUGAACCUCCAGAAUGCGCGCAUUCUCGUGCGAACAGAGGUAGACAAGGCGUGUGCCAAGCGAGACGCAGCGAAGGCGAAGGUAACCAAGUACCAGCUCAAAGUUGACGCGAAGUCCGGGAAGUCUGGCAAGAACUCCAAGAAAGCCCCCCCUGUACAGAAGUUGAAGCGUGUUCCCUUGGAGCAUGGGAAAUGCCGCGCGUGCCAGCAGUAUGCCCGGAUGAAAGCCGGGUUGAUUACCAAAGUUUCAGCUGAGCACAGCUGCGCCAAAAGGCGCAAGCUUAAGCAGGAGGCCUCGGAGUCUGAGAGUGACUAA
Symbiodinium sp. CCMP2592 is the source of this 525-nucleotide messenger RNA. The record is from the annotation of a GenBank genome assembly. Lineage: Eukaryota; Dinophyceae; Suessiales; Symbiodiniaceae.